Molecule: messenger RNA, 1582 nt
Organism: Carassius auratus (goldfish)
Lineage: Eukaryota; Metazoa; Chordata; Actinopteri; Cypriniformes; Cyprinidae
Product: histone-lysine N-methyltransferase SMYD3-like
Exons: 12
Coding region: 1-1215 (404 amino acids)
Cellular component (GO): nucleus
Molecular function (GO): protein binding
Source: RefSeq, a predicted model, not a curated record
AUGGUCAUUAGACAUCCCGAGGAUGUAGUUUCUUUGAGAAAUACACAAAGCACUGAGGCUGAUGUUAAUUCUGUCUCAUUUAUUCUUAACAGAGGUGAAAGUCUGUCGAGAUGUUCUCAAUGUAAGACGGCCCGUUACUGCAGUGUUCAGUGUCAGAAGCAAGCAUGGCCUGAUCACAAGAGGGAAUGCAAAUGCUUCAAGCGUCUCCAGCCCAGGAUCCCCACCGACUCCGUCCGUCUGCUUACGAGGAUCAUCUUCAAACUGCUCGCCCAAUCAGAAAGUGACCAAGAGGAUCUAUACUCGAUAGCUGAACACCAAUCACAUCUAGCAGACAUGAGUGAGGAGAAGAAAGAGGGCCUGAGGCAGCUCUGCACGACGCUGCAGCUUUAUCUUGGUGAGGAGAACCACGAUCUGUCUCCGCUUCCGCCCGGCCUGGACCCCAUCAGCCUCCUCGCCAGAGUGACCUGCAACUGCUUCAGCAUCAGUGAUGGAGAGCUGCAGGACGUGGGGGUGGGACUUUACCCCAGCAUGUCUCUGCUGAACCACGACUGCCAGCCCAACUGUGUCAUGAUCUUUGAGGGCAAGAGACUCACGCUGCGAGCUGUUCGGCUCAUCAGACCCUGUGAGGAGCUAACUAUAAGCUACACUGAUAUCCUUGCCACCAGCAAAGAGAGACGUUCCCAUUUACAGGAGCAAUACCACUUCCUGUGUCAGUGCACGCGCUGUACCACUGAGGACAAGGACUGUGACAUGCUGGCUGGUGAGAAGACUGCGUGGAGGUCCUUAAGAGACGCCAUCCCUCACCUGGAGCAGCUUCAGUCGGAGCAGCGCUGGGAGGAGCUUCUAAAAGAGAGCCAGGCUCUUUUGCACAGAUAUACAGAUGUGGUCCCGGACAGGAACAUCUAUGUGCUCAGGCUGCUGGAUCUGGCUAUGGAUGCUUGCAUUAGUCUGGACGACUAUGAGACGGCGCUGGAGUAUGGCAAUAGAGCUCUGGAACCUUACAAACUGUACUACAGUGAUCCUCAUCCGUCCAGAGCGGUGGAGCUGCUGCGGGUGGGGAAGCUGCAGCACUUCCUGGGCAGACUGGAGGAGGCUCGGGGGAGCUUCACACAGGCGUAUGACAUCAUGAAGGUGACCCACGGGACGGAUCACGUCCUGACUAAUGAGGUGAGGAGGAAACUGAGCGAGUGCCAGGCUGAGCUGGGUCAAGUCUAGACAGAUGUGUGCCAUCAUACAGAGACCGAGUACUGCGGUCCCGCCACGGCCCCAAACUCCUCUCAUCCAGUUCUUUGACAUGUUGGCUGUUAGUCAACACGCCGCUAUAUUUGCUCUCAAAUGGAAAGUUUCUGGAUGGUUGUGUCUGCCACCUGCUUUUGUGCCACUUUGUGUCAAACCAGCUGGUUUAGAAUUUAACUGAAAAAAAUGCCAGAGGGAAAAAUUCUACAUCUUCACUCUGCUUUUCAGUUCAUUUCAGAUUUUAUUUUUCAUUUUGUUUAGUGUUUUAAUUAUUUUCAGUAAUAUCAGAGAUCCACUUGCUGCCCCCUCAACAGAUGUUCAAUUUUAAAACUCAUUCCAAAAUGUA